Paramuricea clavata is the source of this 2410-nucleotide messenger RNA. NCBI's taxonomy places the organism in Eukaryota, Metazoa, Cnidaria, Anthozoa, Malacalcyonacea, Plexauridae. The record is from the annotation of a GenBank genome assembly.
CCAUUUGUGGGCGAUGCCGUACUCAGUUAAAAGUAGAGAUGGAAUCAAGCCCUCAUACACUGACUGAUAUAGCACAAGAAUGUACUCAAAAUGUACAAAGAGUUACUUCUGAGGAUACUGAAAUAACUCAAGUUAAGACCAACGUCAUUAACUAUAACUGCAUGGGGCUGAACUAUGCAUCUUGGUAUAUUACAUAUGCUUCGGAUCAUAAAACAAACAGGGGAUAAGGUACUAUUCAAUAGAAAGUUUAAAAAUAUACUACAGAGUACUUAGGUCAGUUAAGGUACCUUGGAGCUUUGACUCUUCUCUUAAUGGUCUUGCUUGUUCCAUCUCAAGCUAAGCUUAUUUAGUGAUGCUGUUGCCUUGCAGGAAAUUCAAGAAGACAGAAACAAUAUGGAAAACCUAUGUGAUUUGCUUAGUAAGAUAUCUAUUGUAGAAGAGGCUGUCCUGUCAGACGAAGCAAGCAGCACCAAUGAAUCUACACCAGAUACAAGCAGCAACAAUCAGAUCAACAAAGGCUUUGCAGAAGAAAGAAGUGCAGUUCUAUCAGAUGAAGCAUCUACCAGUAAUGGAUCAAUAACGGCAACCACCAAUAGUCAGAAGCUGAAAAAACUAAAUGAAUUUAUCCAUAUCUGUGGCGGGACGGAAUCAAUCGGUCAACCCAAAAGGCGGUGGGAAGAACUGACCACACACAGUAAACAUCUUGAACAAAUGUAAUUGUGUCUGCCUUGCAGACAAAAGCAACAAAUGUAAUUGUGUCUGCCUUGGAAGUGAUAAUACCUGGCAACGCAGCAAGUAUUUGGGAUGCUAUUCAGACGUCAUAAAGUGUCGAAAAGGCUCUUGGAAUUUCACAACCAGCUGAUAGCUGGGACACCCAAAGACAGAUCUUAGGAAUAAUUGCAGAUCUGGUACCUUUCUCUCAGAUCCAGAAAUUUAUCCCUGGUAUAACGGAAUACUGUUUUAAGCAAGCCAGAUUGCAUAUUCUUAAGUAUGGGCGUGGGGUGCCAGUGCCAGUGAAGAGAAGUCCCAGAAUGAGAUUAGACGAGUGCCAGUUGGAUCACUUCCUUUCCUUUAUAACCAGUCCUCAUGUUGUACAAGACCUACCAUUUGGCCAACGAUACCUCCAGAUAGCAAAUGGCCAAGUCCUAGAAUGUCCAAACGUAAUUCAAUCAAUGAUUCCACAAAGAAUUGUGACACAGUACACACAGUUUUGCAAAGAAGACGAAACCAAACCAUUGAGUCCCUCAACCGCAUUACGAAUUUUGUCAGUUUGCACAGCAACUGUACGAAAGUCUUUGCAGGGUUUGGAUUAUAUUUCAGCUGAUGGGGCGAAGGCAUUUGAUGAUCUGGCUGGGUUACUCACAAAGCUCGAAAACCAUGGUUGUGAUCAAGUGUUGAUCAAUUCUUGUGAAGCAGCAUUAAAAAAGCUGGAAAACAAUAUAUUAAAACGGACUACAAGGUAAUCAUUUUCUAAUUAAACAUAGCACAUUAUAUUUGUUGAGACCACAAAACCUUUGCCUGUGAUUUAUUAGAAUAGCCUUUGACGGAAUUCCGCUGCAACACAGAUGUUAGGGGAGGCGACUGGACUCAGGAGCACAGAUUCUUGUAAUUUUAAAGUAGAAAAAAGAAACUAGUGAAUUUUUUAACUUAGUAAAAACUUAUUGUUCUUAUAUUUUACAGGUGCACGUUUCUGGAGCAUCAAAUGUCCCUGAUCACUGCUGCGUACAUGCUUUGAGUGAUCAAAAGCAACCUCUCUUUUCUCCUACGUGCAAACAUCUCCGCGAUCAUUCUUGCUCGUCCUGCGAACAGCUAAAUUUUACCCUUGCUUCCAUAAAGUCAUUUGUGAAAAAUUCAGCAGAGAAACUUCCAGAUGCAUGGAAACAGCAUCAGUUACGUUCCAUUCAACAAGAUAAAGCCCGCACAGAUAUCCUGGCCAAACUAGGCGAAAACUCAGUUUUAAGUACUCAAGAUUGGGCAAUGAAAUUUUUGCCGCAAAAGUACAGAGACGGACUGGUUCGGGAAGAGGGGAAUAUCGUGGUACAUUAGUGUUGUUGUAAGGCGGCUGCCAGACGGUAAACUGCAGCAUCAAGUAUUUGUCCAUAUUGUAGAAAACUGUAGCCAAGAUACUGUCGUGGUCAUACCCAUCAUGCAACACACCCUCACAGAGCUAAAGAAGAACCCAAAUAUAACCUCUGCUGCAUAUUGCCAAGACAACGCCGGUUGCUACCAGAGCGGCCCCAUGUUGGCAGCUUGUUGCCUUAUGGAGGAAACUACUGGUAUAAAAGUUCACCGGGUUGAUUUCAGCGAUCCACAGGGUGGUAAAGGGGCAUGCAAUUGCAAAGCUGCCACAAUUAAAUGUCAUGUUUGUCGUUACAUCAACGAAGGUCAUGAUGCUGUCAAUGCAACGUAA